AUGAACCAGCCUGAAUCCUUCCCAGUCGAGAAGCUCGAGAGAGACGUGAAGCCUCAUGCCGAUGCAGUAGGCGAGGCCGAGCUCGAAGUGAUCCCAGCGAUGCCAACCCUUAAUCGGCAGCAACGCAGGCAUAGGCUGGCUGCGCCGUACGGAAGUACGGAUGGGCGGGAGAGCGUGGGUGGAAACCCCGCGUCUCAGAAUCAGCAACUGGAGGGGCAGCGAGCAGAACUAAUGCUCGCGGCACAGAGGCUCCGAGGUGAAGCUGAUGAAGCAUUUUCCCAGAACGAGGAGAUGAAAAUCCAGGACAAUUGGGGUGACGAAGAGAUUCGCUUUCAGCAGCAGCCAGGUCUGUGUUUCCAGGAUGCCUUCAUUUCCACUGUGGAUGGCACGCCGCAGCAGAUGAACAAAGAUGCCCGCCAUGGUUGUUACCUCUCCAUUCCGACGCCCUUCUCCCAGACCCCGACCAUGGCAACACGUCAGCGAUACGCAAGUAUCCUGCUGUCUUCUUUCGCAGGGUCUGAUGGUCUCCAAGUCUUGCUCAACCAAUGUGCCCUGGUGGUGGCCCGGGUCAGACAGCCAGAUGCGUUGCACGUCGUCGUCGGCUGUGGCCACGAUGGCAAAACUCUGAUUUUUGUCGACCACAUGCGGGCUGUGUUCGGCAGCGGCUUCCGUUGCGCGCCAUGCACAAUGCUCCAAGCAGACCGAGAGUUCCAGGUGCAAGGGGUCAAUUUCAUCCACGCAGCAUUCCUCACUUUUGAUGAAUGCAAGCGAGACCAAGGGCUCGUGGAAGACAUUGUCAAGGUCUUUGUUGGUGGUGGCUGGCUCCCUUUGCGGAGAAACCACGAAGCAGAGACCAGACACGGGCAUUGGCCCAACACUGGCAAAGUCUGGGCUAUGAAUGUCGGGGAUAUCCCCAAGGUGCCAACGGCGGAAGAGGUUUCUCAUCGAAGGAGGUUCCGUUGCACCUACACGCGGUCCAAGUUCACCGCGAACCACGAUGAGGUGGACGUCGCCAACAGAGUCUUCCAAGCAGACCCCACUGCUAAGGAAUUCAUGGCCUCUGGGGACGCAGUAUGGUGCUUCUUCCAGGACUUUUUGUUCCCUCAUCUUCGGGUGACUGGGGUUCAGAAAUGCAGUGACAAUUUGGAGCACCUCCGGCCAGGAACAUGCUUGCAGAAGGACGCGCAGUGGCUCCUCCGCAAAAUCAGUCGCUCUGAUGACAGCCUGCAUCCAGACCAAGACCUGCCUUGCGGGCCGGGGGCUCCGCAGCCUGCGCCUAGCGCCGCUGCAUCUGCGUCCGAGCGCUUGGUCCGAGACACCCACGCAGCCAUCCAAAGCCAGUUCUUCACGGCAGCCAGAACCUCAGGGACUUGUGCUCCGGACAUCUUCCUGUUGGCUGACGUCAACAGAAUCACUUUGGCUUCCAACCCUGGCGCAGCUCCCCCAAACCGGGCUGGCAAGAAGCUGAGAGUGGAGUGCCUCAAGGAAGCUUUGCCCGCAUGUCCACAUCUCAUUCGCGCGGUGGAUGGCGUUGUUCGAGGUGGCAGCCAGACGGGUCGCUUUGAGCGCAGGUGCCUGGACCCCAACAAGUGGCACCGCUGCCUAGAAACAUCUGUGGGAGAGACGCGUGUCCAAGAAGUCGCCGGUACUUGGGCAGACUGGGCUUGGCCUUCAGCCGCGGAGACUUCCAAUGCGGAUAACUUUGAUGAACCAAUCGGCUUCCCCCAGGGAGACUCUUGGACCAUCUCUUGCAGAGUCAAUGUGGACGGCCUGCGAAAUUUUGGGACCGCUGCGCCCGGAGUCAAAGGACAACAUGCCACGCAAGUGGCCGAACAGUGUGCAAGAGAUGGCCGCGACGAGGGCGCUGGCGUCAUGGUUGUUCCAUGCACCGGUCAUCAAAAAAAGGUUGCCGGAGAAUCUCUUGGGAGAGCCUUCUUCCCAUGGGUGAGUUUCCCAAGUCUGUCUCGGGCCGCAAGGAAUUGCGGUAGCCCUCCGGGAACAAAGGAGUUCGACGUGCCAAAUGCCGUGGUGCACUUUGCUUUGGACUUUGCCCGUCAGUAUGGGCUGGACUUGCCAUGCUUUCGCCGCUACUACGCUUUCAAAGCGGAGUGGCGCAAAGUGGUCAUGAGCUGGUUCUCUUUGCCCGAACAUGAUGCCAAGAAAGCCCUUUUGAUGGCCUGA
This is a messenger RNA of Durusdinium trenchii, 2181 nucleotides long. The record is from the annotation of a GenBank genome assembly. Lineage: Eukaryota; Dinophyceae; Suessiales; Symbiodiniaceae.